Messenger RNA from Entrophospora candida, 1254 nucleotides. NCBI's taxonomy places the organism in Eukaryota, Fungi, Glomeromycota, Glomeromycetes, Entrophosporales, Entrophosporaceae. The record is from the annotation of a GenBank genome assembly.
AUGAACUACAACGAAAGUCUGGUUAGGUUAAAUUUGGCAAAGACAGCAUUGAAAAAAACUUUGGAAGAUGAGUCGGCUUCUGGUCCUUUCAGUGUCACUAGGGAACUGUUGAAGAGAAAGUUAGAUUUAGUUGAGGCAGUAAUCGGAGGUUAUUCCCAAAGUUUUGCCCAGGAAAUAAGUGAUGAUAAAAUUGAGCGGGCUUUUAGUGAACUAUACGGCUUCACUAAACAGAAGCAAAAACUAAAAGAUCUUUUGUUGCUUCAAGAGAUUGGAAAAGCAGAGAAUAUUGACGUUUCGGAGGGAGGAAAAGCCUUAUGCUUUGUGGGUCCUCCCGGCGUAGGGAAAACACAUUUCGCCCAAAAAUUUGCGGAAGCAACUGGUCGGAAAUUUUUUGGAAUUGACUUAGGAGGAGCUAGCAGUUCGGUUGAAAAACCAGGUAAGGACCCUCAUCAUGGUGCUAUAGAAGAUGCUCUUUUGAAAGUCCUUGACUCUAAUCGAAACAGAAACUUCAGGGACCAAUUUUUAAAUGUUGAAAUUGAUAUUAGUCGUAUUACUUUUAUUUGCACUGCGAAUAAGUUAGGAAAAAUCUCGGAACCUCUAAAGAACCGCUUGGAAAUUAUUGAGUUGAAGGGAUAUAGCAAGUCGGAAAAAAUUGAAAUUGGUAAAUUGACAAUUGAAAAAAUUUUUCGGAAAAAGUUUAAGAACAAAAAUAGGAACCUUUUUGAAAUGACUGAGGGAGGCCUGCGUGCUUUAGUUAGCAAGACUAAUGAAGAGGGAGCCCGGCAAUUAGAAAGUAAAAUAGAAGAUGAAAGAGCAGACAUCACACCUGACCUGGCAGCGCGACUAGCCCUAUAUUUUAAUAGUACAGUUGAGUUCUGGCUUAAUCUACAAAGAAGUUAUAAGGAAGAAGUGGCAAAAGAAAGAACCGAACUGUUAAAAGAAGAAAUUGUUCCUUAUAAAGAAAAGCGGGAACAAGAAAAACAAUUUAGCACCAAUCUAUUAGAUGAAAAUAAUCUUUUCAGCAAGGUUUUUAAAGAGUAUGGUGAGAGCGGAGGAAGACCGGGAGAAAAAAAAUCUUACCCUAAAGGCACUUUCGAGGAAAUCUCGGAUUAUAUUGAAAAAGAUAUUAAUGGACUCUUGAUUAGUGAGGGCAAGCGAUUCCCUGACCUAACUAAUUUGAAAGAACUUAAUGAAUGGGUAAAUAACUUGACUGAAAUAAACGAAAGAGGCAGUUUAUUAUUACAUGAUCGCUGA